Molecule: messenger RNA, 2472 nt
Organism: Papaver somniferum (opium poppy)
Lineage: Eukaryota; Viridiplantae; Streptophyta; Magnoliopsida; Ranunculales; Papaveraceae
Product: dihydrolipoyllysine-residue acetyltransferase component 1 of pyruvate dehydrogenase complex, mitochondrial-like
Exons: 24
Coding region: 214-2112 (632 amino acids)
Biological process (GO): pyruvate decarboxylation to acetyl-CoA
Cellular component (GO): mitochondrion; pyruvate dehydrogenase complex
Molecular function (GO): dihydrolipoyllysine-residue acetyltransferase activity
Source: RefSeq, a predicted model, not a curated record
UAUUUUUAUUUCCUUGUUUAUUUUGGUGGAGUCAGCCGGAAAAGUAGAGAGAAAUAAAGCAGGGCUGAAUUAAACCCAUUUUUCACGAUUACGCAGAAAAUACGAUCGAUCUUUCCUUAUGAAAGUUGCACUAGUAGUAGAAUAAUUUGGCGGAGUCUGACUCCGAAUUGAGAAUCCUCUUUUUCUUUUUCUAUCCCUCUCUUUUUCUUUCUAAUGGCGAUCUCUCAGGUUCGUCGUCUGGUCAUAUCUCGUGCACCUUCGAUUAUCCGUUCUCGUUCUCUUACUACUUGCAGAUCCCUCUCACGCUUGGUCACUGAGAAGGAUGUUUUAGUAGAGGGCAUUGGUAAUGGCACUUCAUUGAGGCCUGUUUCGUCCUUACCAAGGCCGAGUGGUAUUUGUCGGAGUUCUUCGAUGCUCAAGCUGCAGCACGGAACUCGAUCUUUUUCUUCUGAGGCUCCUUUACACGCGGUUGUAGCAAUGCCCGCAUUAUCCCCUACAAUGAACCAAGGGAACAUUGCAAAAUGGAGGAAGAAAGAAGGGGAUAAGAUAGAAGUGGGUGAUGUAAUUUGUGAGAUAGAGACAGACAAAGCCACCCUCGAGUUUGAAAGUCAAGAAGAGGGGUUUCUAGCUAAGAUACUUGUCCCUGAAGGUUCAAAGGAUGUUCCUGUGGGACAGCCUAUUUACAUAACAGUUGAGGAUGCAGAUGACAUUAAAAAUGUUCCAAGUGAUAUAUCUGGGAAUUCAGAGGAGAAAGAACCCAAAGAAGAAGCCUCAGCCACUAAAGAUGUUGGAACUCAAAUUUCAACUGCAGAUCUUCCUCCCCAUGCUGUUCUUGACAUGCCAGCAUUAUCCCCUACCAUGAACCAAGGUAACAUUGUAAAAUGGAGGAAGAAAGAAGGGGAUAAGAUAGAAGUGGGUGACAUUUUGUGCGAGAUAGAGACAGACAAAGCUACCCUCGAGUUUGAAAGUCUUGAGGAAGGGUUCCUGGCUAAGAUAUUAGUACCAGAAGGUUCAAAGGAUGUGCUUGUGGGACAACCUAUUGCAAUUACAGUUGAGGAUCCAGAUGACAUUAAAAAAAUUCCAUCCACUUUAUCCGGGGCAUCAACUCCUGAGGUCAAAGAGGAAAAGUCAGCACAUCAAGCUGUUGAUAAAGAAGGAAAGCUUCAGAAAACAGGUUUUACCAGGAUUAGUCCAUCAGCAAAGUUGCUCAUUACAGAAUUUGGCCUCGAUGCAUCUUCGCUGCAUGCAUCAGGCCCUCUUGGUACCCUUCUGAAAGGGGAUGUUUUAGCUGCAAUAAAGUCUGGAAAGGGAUCAUCAGGACCUUCUCAUGUAUCAAAAGAUAAAGCAUCUCAAUCAACUCAGUCCCUGCCACAAACUCCCGGAGUAUCAUCUUCCGGGUCAAGGUCUUCAGAUAGUUAUGAAGAUUUUCCCAAUAGUCAAAUCCGCAAGGUGAUAGCAAAACGGCUGUUGGAAUCUAAAAUGACUACACCGCAUUUAUAUUUAUCCUCGGAUGUUAUACUGGAUCCCUUGCUCGCUUUUAGAAAGGAUCUUAAAGAGAAGCACGACAUUAAAGUUUCAGUUAAUGAUAUCGUCAUCAAAGCUGUUGCGCUUGCUCUGAGAAAUGUGCCCGAAGCUAAUGCAUACUGGAGUGCUGAGAAAGAAGAAGUUAUUCUAUGUGAUUCUGUAGACAUUUCAAUUGCUGUGGCUACAGAGAAGGGGUUGAUGACUCCAAUUGUGAGAAAUGCAGAUCAAAAGUCUAUUUCAGCAAUCUCCACCGAGGUCAAAGAAUUAGCAGAGAAGGCGCGUGCAGGGAAACUUACGCCUAAUGAAUUUCAAGGAGGAACAUUCAGCAUUUCAAAUUUGGGAAUGUUCCCGGUGGAUAGAUUUUGUGCCAUUAUAAACCCUCCACAGGCUUGCAUCAUGGCUGUUGGCAGAGGUAACAAAGUUGUUGAACCUUCAAUUGAUAGUGAUGGCAUUGAAAAACCAGCAGUUGUCACAAGAAUGAAUGUAACACUAUCAGCAGAUCAUCGUGUUUUUGACGGAAAAGUUGGAAGUUCAUUCCUUUCGGCUUUGAACUCAAACUUCAGCGACAUUAGAAGAUUUCUCUUGUAAUAAGACAUCAGAUAAAAUCCCAUGAGGUCACGAUAAGAAACUUCCAGGGAGAGUGCUACACGUUACGGGGGUUGUCUCUCCAAGCUCAGACACUUCAGAAGUUCUUUCAAUUCUAGAAAGAUUCGUUUGGUGCUUGUAAUCUCUGUCCAACAGCAUUAUGUUAUUAAAGGUUUUAUCAUUUACUGCAUAAGCAGAUGUCUGAAGUUCCUGAGCUUCUCAGGUCUUAAAACAAGGUGUUUAUUUUUUUUUUGACAAGAAAUUGAGAGUUGCUGUUUCACGAGGUAUACUGUAAUAAGCAAUAAAAUAAAUUUAUUACUCUUCUCAUUUUGUAACAAAGCUAGUGCAAUAAAAUCAAUUUUU